AAGAAACGAAAAAGAAUAACUAAAUAGGUCAUCCAGGUGUAAUGUGUGUGUGUGUAUGUGGUGAUAUUGACCCUGUUGCAUUUUGAUAAUUAUAAGGUUUAAGUUGUGUCAUAUCAGGUCAGAUGGAAAAUUAAAAGGUACCAAAAAAAGGUUGCUUUGUUUACGAUUUUGUUUGUUUCUGUUGUUGUUGUUUAUGUGCAAUAUAUGAAUAUUAUGUAACUACGGUGACUAAAAUGUCAAUUCUAGAUAAAUCAUCGCAUAAAAUAUUCGAUGAACAAGGAUCACGACUGCUUGUGGAAUAUGAAAAAAACAAAUCAUCAAAUAAUAACCCUCAUUUACCACCAUGGUUUAAUUUGAAAAAAUUUCGUCGUAUAAAACCUCUUGUUAAUCAAUAUUUUUUCAGUAUUUUUCUAGCACAUUUUUGUGGUCUAUUAAUAUUAGUUUUUAUUCGUUCCAUUUAUCAAACAUUAUCCAAAACGGGUAAAUCAAAAAAUUUAGUUACAAUAUUUUAUCGUUAUCUUCAUACAUGUUUAUUCGUGAAAAAAUGGUAUGAAGGACAGAUUUGGAUUGAAAAUGAUCCUGCAUAUCAAUCAUUACAAAUGGUUAAAAACAUGCAUCAAACAGUAUCAGAUCAACAGAAUAAAGGAAGAAUCGAUGAAAAUGAUGAAAAAUCCAUCUCAUUACGUGAUAUGACAUUAACACAGUUUGCAUUUGCUGGCCUGUUAGUAUUAUCACCGAAAAAAUAUGGUUUUAGCAACCGUAAAGAAGAUAUUGAAACAAUGAUUUAUUUUUGGUCGGUAAUCGGUUAUAUGUUGGGUAUUGAUGAUGAUUAUAAUCUAUUCAUUGGUGAUGAUGUGGAAACUAUUCGACAAAGAUGUUGGGUAAUAUUCCGGGAAAAUUUUCGUCCAUCAUUAUUAUCAGUCGCUGAUACUACCACCAAUGAUAAUGAUGAUGAUCGUAUCCGAAUGGCCCGACAAAUAAUUGAAUCAUCAAAUCAAUAUAUUUAUGGUUUACGUUACGGUUCUUGUAUGAAAUUCAUUUGGCAAUCAUUACAAAUAGAAUCCGAAUAUCCGUUAUUAAAUCGUGAAGAAAAAUUUUGGUAUUAUCAAAUGAAAAUUGUUAUUGAAAAAUGUUAUCAAUUCACCAUUGUUAGAUUUUUAUUGAAUCAACUAUUACGUUUAUCAUUUUAUUUAAUGCAAUUUGAUUUCAUGCGAGGAUUUAAAAUCAGACAAUUAUCCCAAAUGGAUCAUCAAGUGUUAACCAAAUCACCAAAACUAAUUCAAUGAUGAACAUUUCUGGUUUCAAUUUUAUGAAAUAAUAAUUGCAAUACAUUUGGAUGUUGUUUCCAAUUUCUGUUUUGGUGGCCAUCGACAUUACCAUUA
Molecule: messenger RNA, 1382 nt
Organism: Dermatophagoides pteronyssinus (European house dust mite)
Lineage: Eukaryota; Metazoa; Arthropoda; Arachnida; Sarcoptiformes; Pyroglyphidae
Source: RefSeq, a predicted model, not a curated record